This is a messenger RNA of Hypomesus transpacificus, 2665 nucleotides long. Its product is annotated as cadherin-4-like. The record is from RefSeq and is a predicted model, not a curated record. Lineage: Eukaryota; Metazoa; Chordata; Actinopteri; Osmeriformes; Osmeridae. Gene Ontology annotation, biological process: calcium-dependent cell-cell adhesion; cell morphogenesis; cell-cell junction assembly. Gene Ontology annotation, molecular function: calcium ion binding; cadherin binding. Gene Ontology annotation, cellular component: plasma membrane; catenin complex; adherens junction. The transcript is spliced from 14 exons. Bases 14 to 2605 code for a protein of 863 amino acids.
GUUUGACGACUGUAUGGGGAGUGAUGGCGUGCUCUUCCUGAGCAGCGAUCCCAGUUUUGGCGUGCGGGCCGAUGGCUCCAUCUACGCCCAGAGAGAGGAUGCCAGUCUGACAGAGCCGGUCCAGUUCAAGCUGACGGCACGCGGUCCAAACACUCAUGUGUGGGAGACUGUGAUCCAGCUGGCCCUCAUCGACCAAUCAGCAGCUCCUCCACACGGAAAUGAGAUCGUCGGAGAAAAGGAGAGGCUCGCUGAGAGGAAAGAGUACAAGCAAGAGUUCCAAGCCCCACCUUCCAUCAUCAUGUUUCCAGGGCAACGCCAGGCAAGCUCCAAUGGGCUGCGUCGACAGAAGAGGGACUGGGUGAUCCCGCCAAUCAAUGUUCCUGAAAAUUCUAGAGGACCAUUUCCCCAGAUGCUCGUCAGUAUCCGAUCGGACCAGGACCGGGACAUCUCGAUCCGGUACAGCAUCACAGGGGUGGGGGCAGACCAGCCCCCCAACGAGGUGUUCAGUAUUGACCCUGUGGCUGGGAAGAUGUUUGUCACCAAACCUCUGGACCGCGAACAGCGCUCAUCCUACCAUCUGCGGGCCCAUGCUGUGGACAUGAACGGGAACCAGGUGGAGAACCCCAUAGACCUGUACAUCUAUGUCAUCGACAUGAACGACAACCGACCCGAGUUCAAGAACCAGGUCUACAAUGGCUCUGUGGAUGAAGGCUCCAAGCCAGGGUCGUAUGUGAUGCAUGUGUCAGCGUUUGAUGCGGAUGACAACACCACGGCUAACGGGAUGGUGCGCUACCGGAUCCUGUCCCAGACCCCCCACACCCCCAUCCCCAACAUGUUCACCAUCAACAGUGAGACCGGCGAUAUCGUUACCGUGGCAGCAGGCCUGGACCGAGAGAAAGUGUCCCAGUACAGCAUCAUUGUGCAAGCUACUGACAUGGAGGGCAACCUGAACUUUGGUCUGUCCAACACUGCCACCGCCAUCAUCACCGUCACAGACAUCAACGACAACCCCCCUGAGCUCACCUCCAGAACCUUUCCUGGAGAGGUUCCAGAGAACCGCGUGGGACUGGUGGUGGCCAAUCUGACCGUCAUCGACCGUGACCAGCCUCAUACACCCAACUGGAACGCUGUGUACAGGAUCAUCAGCGGUGACCCUACAGGUCACUUCACCGUCCACACUGACCCCGUCACUAACAACGGCAUGGUCACCGUGGUGAAGCCAGUGGACUUUGAGAUGAACCGGGCCUUCAUGUUGUCGGUGGUGGUGUCUAAUCAGGCCCAUCUGGCCAGUGGGAUCCAGUCCUCAGUCCAGUCCUCAGCGGGCGUCACCAUCUCCGUGGUGGACGUCAACGAGCCUCCAUACUUCCCCAUCAACCCCAAGCACAUCCGCUUUGAGGAGGGGGUACCCGCUGGAACCGCCAUUACCACCUUCUCUGCCACUGACCCAGACCGGCUCAUGCAACAGAUCAUCAGGUACUCUAAGCUUGCUGACCCUGCAGAUUGGCUGUCCAUCAACAGAACAAAUGGUCAGAUAGUAACCACCACGGUUCUGGACCGGGAAUCCAUCUACGUUAAAAACAACAUCUAUGAGGCCACCUUCCUCGCUUCAGACAACGGCUCGCCCCCAGCCAGUGGGACAGGCACUCUCCAGAUCUACCUGAUCGACGUCAAUGACAACGCCCCCUCGCUGGUGCCCCGCGAGGCUCUGCUAUGUGAGCGCGUCAGCAGGAACUCCAACGGCGUCAACAUCACGGCCGAAGACGCCGACCUGGACCCCAACGUAGGGCCCUUCAUCUUUGAGCUGCCCACCUUCCCGCCCAGCGUCCGGCGCAACUGGACCGUGGCCCGGCUCAGCGGGGACUAUGGUCGUCUGAGUUUGCGCUAUCAGGUGUACCUGGAGCCGGGGGUGUAUGAGGUCCCUGUGAUCGUGUCUGACUCGGGGAACCCCCCCCUCUCCAACAGGUCUGUCAUAAAGGUGAAGGUGUGUCCCUGUGACAGCAACGGAGACUGCACCACACUGGGAGCUGUGAAUGUGGCCGGACUGGGCACUGGAGCCAUCAUCUCCAUACUCAUCUGUAUCAUUAUACUGCUCAUCAUUGUGCUGCUGUUUGUGAUGUGGAUGAAGAGGAGAGAGAAAGAGAGACAGACCAAGCAGCUCCUGAUCGACCCUGAGGACGACGUCAGAGACAACAUCCUGAAGUACGACGAGGAGGGAGGAGGAGAGGAGGACCAGGACUAUGACCUGAGCCAGCUGCAGCAGCCUGACUCUCUGGACCACAUGAUCAGUAAGCCCCCGGGGGUGCGGAGGGUGGACGAGCGGCCCAUCAUCCCAGAGUCACAGUACCCCAUCCGGCCUGUCCUACCCCACCCUGGAGACAUAGGGGACUUCAUCAACGAGGGUCUGCGGGCCGCUGACAACGACCCCACGGCCCCGCCCUACGACUCCCUGCUGGUGUUCGACUACGAGGGCAGCGGCUCCACGGCCGGCUCCGUCAGCUCCCUCAACUCCUCCAGCUCGGGAGACCAGGACUACGACUACCUCAACGACUGGGGGCCGCGCUUCAGGAAGCUGGCCGACAUGUAUGGAGGUGGGGAUGAGGAUUAACCCCUCCCGACCGCCCUUCUCCGCCCUCCGUCCCUCAGCUGGCCUGCUGUGCUUUCUGUC